UGGGUGGACGCUCGCAUUUCGUAGCUGUGGGGGUUUUAUGGAGUGAGGGGGAGAAGAAGGUAGGUGAACUUUAGCUUAGGGGUGUGCGAGUGAGGUGGGGGGGGCGCCCGGGUGCAUGAGAAGGAGUCCCGCCUGCCUUGGAGGAGCUGCUCAAGAGGGUCAGUUUUCUCGGAGAUCCCCCCGCCCAAAACUACUCCUGAAGUGAAAAAAGCCACCUCUUCAUUUUCCCAUCUUAAUUUUCGGGGGGGAAAGGAAAAAAAAAAAAAAAGACCGGAAGCUUGGAUUGGUUUCGGUAUUCCUUCAGCCAGGACUAUGCAAUAAAAAGAACUCUGUGUGGAAGGAAGGCUGUUUGAAUGGGAAAGGAAGGUUACAUGGAUUCAUAUUACAAAAAAAAAUUUUUUUUUUUCCUGAGCCUUCCUUGUGGGAAGCAGCUAGCCUUCCCCUUUUCCCCGUGAAAGGAUUAGGCAACAACAACAACAAAAAAAGCGCUCUUGGGGAACAUUGAAUGAAGGAGGGUUUUUUUUUUUUUGCUCCUCCGAUUUGAGGGACCCUCCUACUUGGACGUGAAAAAACGGGAGAGGAGACCGACCUUCAGGACGCCUUCCAAAAUGCUGCCUCUUAAGGCUUAGUCUGCAAAAAAAAAAAAAAAAGAGACUCCCAGGAUCGCCGUGUUCUUUUGCAGCAGAGAAGUGAUUUCAGGUGCUCUGUUGGGAGGAAAUAGGGUUUCCCUCCUUCAUUGCCGACGAGUUCUUUCCUAGGUGGCAUCCGGGAUAUAAAAUGGACUAGAGGCCUAACCUUUGGAAUAAAAUCUGACAUAAAAGGGGUUGACACCCUGCCCAUCUUCGGAUUGCUUCCUUGUGCCCUGGCUGCUGCUUUCAUGUCUUCCGAGAUGUCGGAGCUUAGGCGGCGAGGAGCUGGUGGAGAAGCUGGUGGAGAUCAUGAAAGAGAAAGUGCGGGUGACAAGGAUGUAGAUGAAGAUGAAAAACUUGGAGAGCUGGACCUCAGAAAUGAUUUAGAAGUUCCUGAAGUUGUCCCAGCAACAGACAGCACUCCAGAAAUUUUUAAAAAGGCUCUUUCUGGCUUAUCUUCCAGAUGGAAGAACUGGUGGAUUCGUGGAAUUUUAACUUUAGCAAUGAUUUCAGGUUUCUCCCUCAUUAUAUAUAUGGGAUCAUUUAUGCUGAUGCUGCUUGUCUUAACCAUACAAGUCAAGUGCUUUCAUGAAAUCAUCAUUAUAGGUUACAGAGUAUAUCGAUCUUAUGACCUACCAUGGUUUAGAACAUUAAGCUGGUACUUCUUGUUAUGCGUGAACUAUUUCUUUUAUGGUGAGACAGUAGCAGACUACUUUGCUACUUUUGUUCAGAGACGAGAACAACUUCAAUUCCUAAUUCGCUACCACCGAUUUAUAUCUUUUACACUUUAUCUGGCAGGGUUUUGUAUGUUUGUAUUGAGUUUGGUAAAGAGACAUUAUCGCUUACAGUUUUAUAUGUUCGCAUGGACUCAUGUCACUUUGCUGAUCACUGUAACUCAGUCUCAUCUUGUCAUCCAAAAUCUGUUUGAAGGCAUGAUAUGGUUUCUUGUUCCAAUCUCAAGUGUCAUUUGCAAUGAUAUUGCUGCUUAUAUAUGUGGAUUCUUCUUUGGCAGAACACCAUUAAUUAAGCUCUCUCCCAAAAAGACCUGGGAAGGCUUCAUUGGUGGCUUCUUUAUCACAGUUAUAUUUGGAUUUAUUGUUGCUCAUCUUUUGGCACAGUACCAGUACUUUGUAUGUCCUGUGGAAUACAACAGUGAAACUAACAGGUUUGUCACAGAAUGUGAACCAUCAGAACUUUUCCAGCUAAAGAAGUACUCCUUACCACCAUUGCUUCAAGUUAUUCUGAGAAAGGAAACGGUGACAUUGUACCCAUUCCAGAUGCACAGCGUUGCAUUGUCAACAUUUGCAUCUUUAAUUGGGCCAUUUGGAGGUUUUUUUGCUAGUGGAUUCAAAAGAGCUUUCAAAAUCAAGGAUUUUGCUGACACUAUUCCUGGCCACGGUGGAAUAAUGGAUCGUUUUGAUUGUCAGUACUUGAUGGCUACUUUUGUACACGUCUAUAUUACCAGUUUCAUAAGAGGCCCGAAUCCCAGCAAAUUGCUGAAACAGCUGUUGGUACUCCAGCCAGAGGAGCAAUUAAACAUUUAUAAAACUUUGAAAUCACACCUCAUUGAGAAAGGAUUCCUCCAACCAUCACUGAGAGGCUAGGAGGACUGGACGAGGGACUACAAAGUGAAGCCCAGCCGGGAAUGCAAUUAUGCUUCUGCGGAGAGAGGUGUGUGGGAAUCAAGCCAGCCUGUGUCCAAAGAUAUGACUGUUUACGGGGAAUACUGUGAACGCCCAGGAUGCCAUGCAAGAUUUUAAGUUUCUUUUUAACAACUGCAUGUUUUUCAAAUAAUUUAUAUUCUUGAAUUAAUGGAAUGAGACUUCUUGCUUUGGUUUUAACUGUUCUGUUCUGAGCAACAUGCACCUACUCCUAGUAAAUAAAAGUUAAAGAAACAAUUAGGGUAUGCAGUUUAUUUUAAAAAAGCCCCUCAUUUAGUGCAAUGGUAUUAAUAUCAAUGACACCAGCUCAGUGAAUGGUAUUCUGUAGGACAGUGUUGGUAGCUCAAUUAUUUGAUAAUAUAACUAAAGUAAUAACCAAAUGGCAAUUGAAGCUGUUUUGCUAGAGUGCUUCCUUUCCGCCAUCCCCACCAAAGCCAGGAAAUGGGCAAAUUUGUAUCUUUUUUUUUUUUUUUUUUGAGUUUCUCAGGUUGACUGUGUUUGUAAUGAAAAACAAAACAAAACCCCAAUGGGUAUGUAUUGGGGAGAGAUGGCUGGAGUGGAAAGGGUACAGGGACUGGAAGUGACAAUUGGAUGCCUCUUAACAGAAUUGUAGGGGUCUAGUUACACAAAGGAUGGCCUGCAUUUUCCCAGGCAAGUUCCAUUCAGAGCUUUUGAGCGGGUUACAAGAAACGGGUCUCCAAACGUUCAGAUGUGUUAAGGUUAAUUGUUCUGUGUCUUUUAUGGUAAGUGCAAUAGAAGUGCUCUUGGCAAUUUCAGGAAGUCCAGAGGCUCGAUCCAAUGUGGUUUUCUACCUUUAUGGGAGGAUUUGUGUAUCCAUCACCUUAACCUGGAAGGCCUUGGCCUAUCACAUUGGAGUCUUCGAGCCCACAUCACCUGCUCUGUCUGAAGAGCAACACUGAGAUGUGCCCAAUUUUAUCCAGACUUUUCUUGAGCCUUGCCUAAAUUGUCACAUUUUAAAGAGUUCCUCAGUUUCUUCAGUUCUUCUGCAUGGUUUCUUUUAUCAUGUCCUAAUCCCAAAACCUUAUUUUUAAAUUCAAAUAACAGUAAGGGGAAAGCCAAAAACCAUGGUAUGAAUGUGACUGACCAAAUAGGAUUUAAGGCAUCAACAACUGCAGUCUCUACAGACUUCCUUUGCUAUGCAAAUGAAAGGGAGCAACCCAAAAGCUCAGUUCAUUUAAUUGGAUUGGGCAAGAUAACUUAUAGAGGAUUGUUCCCUACAAAUUUAAUUUGAAUGUUAAUUUUCUUUGCAGUGAGCAUUCAAGACUUAUUUUUGUAGGAUUUUAAGGCAGCCGGCUUAACCCGUUUUUGUCCUGCUUUGCUUACCUUUUUAAAGCAGUUUUGUGGAAUCACCUAUCCAUCUUUGACUUCCGAAAUAAUGAAGCAUGUAUGUUUGAUUUUCAGCAAUAGUAGAUUAUUCCAGACAAGGCAGAAAACCAAUAGGUUCAGUCUAAUGUUAUCAACUGAAACAGCUGCAAAUGAGGAAUCUUGCCAAUAUUUAAACACUGGGAAUUCCUUGCAACAUUUCUUUAGUAAUAGGGAAGCAGCAGUAGCGUUUGUCUUGUCUGUAUUGCUCCAUUAUUAGCAAAAGCUGGUUUAUAAUACAGGAUUUACUGGAGGUUUUCCCUCCCCUUCAGCCAUUGUCUUUGGCCCUCCUAGUACUUGCAGCAGUUGUGAUCUUUUUGGCUCACAAAAAGAGUCCGGAUUCAGAGUCUUUGCUUAAAGACACAUUUGUCAUACUGAGAAAUCUGUAUGGAACUGGAGUUCUCUGAACAUAUCCAUUGUUCAGUCCACUUACACCCUUUUUCUUUUCAAUGGUGAUGGUUGUAAGACCAGGCACCAGACAUCUUCAGAUGAUAGUGGUGUAGAAGAGCCCACCAUGCUAGUCUUUUAGUCAAGCAGUGCCAGAGGUAGAUCACAAGAUCUGCUGUAGCCUUUGGGAUGAGGCUACACAGCCACUCAUAUCUGAAACCUGCCUGGGUAGGUGCCAUUUCUUCAGGUUGCAUAAAAGACUUGUUUGGCCGGGAUUAUACACAAUGAAUCCCACGUCUUCCUUUUAUGUUCAGCGAGGUGGGGUGGAAGAAGGAUUUUAAGUGGGACUCCUGCGUAGAUAAAACCUUAGAUUUCUAAAGUGAUACUACCAACUUUCAUGCGAAACAAAUAGGAUAGAACCCAACGGAUAUGGGCGUUUAAGGAGAAAAAAAAGAGGGCAAUAAAGACCAUACCUAACGAGAUGCUGGCAUCGGGUUUAAAGAUUAGUAGGAAUAUUUGCACUGAACAUGCUAGUCAUUGUAUGUCUAGAAAAAUAAGACUUAAAAAAAUUUCUUUAGAAAACAUGCUACUUACUCCAUCUUGAUGGUGAAUCGUAAAAAUAUGUAAUGUUUGGUUUUAAUAUAACAUUGUAACUUUUGGGGUUAUGUUUGUGUAAUUUUUAAAUAUUUUUUUAAAAUUUAAAUUUGUAUUUAAGCAACUGAAUGUAAAUGAAUUAAAGCAGUCAGCUUUGUUUGCACUAAUAAGGGAUACCACUAUAUAAUGCUGCUAUUCCUUCAACUGAAAAAGCCUUCUUGAUAAUGUUAGUCGCACUCCAGCAUCGUCAUAUGUUUUAAAUAAAACACUUUUGGGUGACAAUCUAAGAUUAAUCUAAUAAACUGCUGCAAAAAUAUUUCAGAAGGUGUUUACUAUAUAUGUACUCAUGCAUAUAUAAGCAGUGCCAAUAAGCAGUUCACAAAGAAUAAGAGUUUUGCUUUGUAGGUUUAGUGAAAGCACCUGGAAAAGUAAAUAUCCAAAUCAUAUUGGCUGAAUUAGAUUGUGUACUGGAUGUCUUUUUAAGAAUACAACUUUAGGUUUUUCUUUCCGUUGUAUACAAUAAAAGUUUUCAACAACCUCAGUUCUAACAGUGUGGUCCAAAGGAAACUCUUCGCUUAUAUCUGUCUUUUAAUUUGCAUUUUUCAGUAAAACACUUCCACUUGCUUAGCGAAAUUGUGCAUACUGUAAAUGUUUGAACAUUAGAUGUGUGUUGACCAUUUUGUAGAACUGAGCUGGAGAAAAUAAAG
This is a messenger RNA of Notechis scutatus (mainland tiger snake), 5361 nucleotides long. RefSeq names its product CDP-diacylglycerol synthase 1 (gene CDS1). Gene Ontology annotation, molecular function: phosphatidate cytidylyltransferase activity. Gene Ontology annotation, cellular component: endoplasmic reticulum membrane. NCBI's taxonomy places the organism in Eukaryota, Metazoa, Chordata, Lepidosauria, Squamata, Elapidae. The record is from RefSeq and is a predicted model, not a curated record.